ACCAACAUCAGCUGACUUACCACAAAGCAUCUGAGCAAGCGCAUAGACCCCAAACCCAACCAUGUCUUCUGCCGAGGCCGAACGCGAUCCGAACCCCGCCGAACUGGCCGAGCGCGAGCGCGAGGAGAAGGAGCGCAAGGCGAAGGAAGACGCCGAGCAAGCGAAGCUGCCAUACAAGUGGACACAGACCAUCAAAGACGUGGACGUGACGAUUGCCGUACCGGGAAACCUCAGGGGAAGGGAUCUGGAUGUGGUUUUGACCAAGACUAAGAUCAAGGUGGCGGUUAAGGGACAGGAACCUAUUAUCGAGGGAGACUUUCCUCACCCGGUUAUACUUGACGAGUGCUCAUGGACGCUGGAGACGACAUCGCAACCGCCUGGAAAGGAGGUAGCGGUUCAUCUGGACAAGGUGAAUAAGGUUGAGUGGUGGCCGCAUGUGGUGACUUCUGCGCCCAAGAUCGACGUCAGUAAGAUCACGCCCGAGUCAUCGAAGCUGAGCGAUCUGGACGGGGAGACCAGGGCCAUGGUCGAGAAGAUGAUGUACGAUCAGCGACAGAAGGAAAUCGGCGGCGCAAGCAGCGAUGAGCAGCGCAAGAUGGAUCUUCUGAAGAAGUUCCAGGCGGAACAUCCGGAGAUGGACUUCUCCAAUGCACAAAUCGGCUAGUUGAUGGGCCAUUCCAGAUGUGUAUGAAGUAAUGAGCAUUAGUCUUUUCGGACAGGACAUGAGUAUUCA
Aspergillus nomiae NRRL 13137 is the source of this 733-nucleotide messenger RNA. RefSeq names its product NudC domain-containing protein. NCBI's taxonomy places the organism in Eukaryota, Fungi, Ascomycota, Eurotiomycetes, Eurotiales, Aspergillaceae. Bases 62 to 664 code for a protein of 200 amino acids. The record is from RefSeq and is a predicted model, not a curated record. Gene Ontology annotation, cellular component: cytoplasm. Gene Ontology annotation, biological process: protein folding. The transcript is spliced from 3 exons.